UUUUGAAGGAGGCCCAUUCUGUCAUGCUGUAUGGAACUCGUCUGUGGUUCUCUGUGCCGUUAUCUCCUUUCCCCCCCUCCCCUCCACAGGUGGGCCAUCUGAUACCUUAGCAACCAGCAGACUGCACCUGACUGACAGGAGGAAGCCAUCUCCAUCCUGCUGGAAUAGACUUCACACAUGGGAGCGUUUUUGGCAGGCUGUCGAGACUUUGUUUGAACAGAGUGCUGCAGCCUCCAUCCUUACCAUGACAGCUCGCAUCCAGCAGCUAGCUCAGCCCAAACUCAACCGACUCCAAUAUCCAGACCGUCGUUCUGUUUACUGGCUGGACAAAUCUCCUCCCCUGCAGAGGACCAAACUUCCCACUGAGACUGAGUUAACGCCUCGCUGGGCUGAACUGUGCAGAAGUAAAAAGUUCUACGCUCAACUCACGCGUUCCCCCAUGUGGCAAGUGAGUGAUGCAGCUCUCAGGGCCGUAGCGUCGGAGCGGCUGUGUCGGCUCGCCCAGCCCCGGGCCCCCACUUCCGCCUGGCAGCCGGCCUUCCCACUGCCCAUCCCUCUGAGGAGAGCAACGCAGACUGCGGUCGCCACCCCUCGGAUUUGCCAGCUCGCCCGACCAAAGACGCGGCCUUCUGUUGGGGGUCAUGAAUUCCAACUUGGUGUCCCCAAGAUGCCCAGGAAAGCUUCAGCACACAUCGAGCUUCUUGCCAUGAGGGGAAAUAUGACAGAGCAAGGCAAGAAAAUGCUUCUGGUCGUGGUGGACAUUCUUUCCACCUUCAUUGCGGCUCUGCCCUCGGCCAUCUUGACGCUGAGGUUCAGUCCGUACCAGAGAGGAAUCUACUGCGAUGACGAGAGCAUCAGCUACCCAUACAGGAGGGACACCAUCUCCCAUGGAGCAAUGGCCGCCGUCACCAUCACCAGCUCCAUAGUCAUCAUCACCACUGGAGAGGCCUACCUGGUACACACCAAGCGUCUGCACUCCAACUCCCAGUUCAACCAGUACCUGUCGGCCCUCUACAAAGUGGUGGGCACCUUCCUGUUCGGGGCCGCCAUCAGCCAGUCGCUUACCGACCUGGCCAAGUUCACAAUCGGGCGACCGCGGCCUAACUUCUUAGCCGUGUGCGCCCCCGUCAGCUGCAGCGGAUACGUGCUGCAAAUCAACUGUACCGGCAACCUGCGCAACGUCACCGAGUCCAGGUUGUCCUUCUACUCGGGCCACUCGUCCUUCGGGAUGUACUGCAUGCUCUUUCUAUCGCUGUACGUGCAGGCCCGCAUGCAAGGCAAAUGGACGCGGCUUGUUCGACCCACCAUCCAGUUCUUCCUGGUGGCCUUUUCCCUCUUCGUGGGCUACACACGCGUCUCCGACUACAAGCACCACUGGAGUGACGUGCUGGUGGGGCUCCUGCAGGGGGCGCUCAUAGCUGUGCUCACUGUCAAAUACGUGUCCGACUUCUUCAAGCAGCGCCCGCCACCUUGCACGCGGACAGAUCCGGCCGAGAGCGAACACCUGGAGCGUAAACCCAGCCCGCAGCCGCCCGACUCUCAACGCGGAAACCACUACAACUACUCAGCGCCUGUAUGA
This is a messenger RNA of Dunckerocampus dactyliophorus (ringed pipefish), 1579 nucleotides long. RefSeq names its product phospholipid phosphatase 2-like. NCBI's taxonomy places the organism in Eukaryota, Metazoa, Chordata, Actinopteri, Syngnathiformes, Syngnathidae. Gene Ontology annotation, molecular function: phosphatidate phosphatase activity. The coding region runs from base 245 to 1579 and encodes 444 amino acids. The transcript has 13 exons. Gene Ontology annotation, biological process: phospholipid dephosphorylation; phospholipid metabolic process; signal transduction. The record is from RefSeq and is a predicted model, not a curated record.